AUGGAAGGUAGUAGUACAACAACCGGUGGCCGGUCACAUCUCGUUUCAGUUUUCAAUUUGCACAAAGCCCGCCAUGCAGCCCUCGAUGUCGUCGUCUGUGUACGCCCCGCGCCACCAUGGCAGCGAAGUCCGCCGUCCCGAGCGCCCAAGCCUUCCGUCGAUCGAAGCCGACGAAGAGUACGAGUCGUCCAUUCUAACCGCCGAGGACAAGGACAUUGCCGACGCCAUGAGCGUCGCCUUGGACGACCGCAUGAUUGCCCAAGUCAUCGACAUGCUGUUCUAAGCCGCCUAUGGUCCUUAUUUAGCGCUACCGCAGACUAUUAUCACUAA
Messenger RNA from Saprolegnia parasitica CBS 223.65, 330 nucleotides. RefSeq lists its product as hypothetical. The coding region runs from base 1 to 330 and encodes 109 amino acids. The transcript has a single exon. NCBI's taxonomy places the organism in Eukaryota, Oomycota, Saprolegniomycetes, Saprolegniales, Saprolegniaceae. The record is from RefSeq and is a predicted model, not a curated record.